AUGGGUGGGUCUCCCAGGACCGAAUCUCCUCUCACUGCUUUGCUGACAAGUGAUGAAAGGUCUUACUCCGGUACAUUUCUUCUCCCAUGGCUCGACCAUGAUGCUGGGCGAGGAGUCCGAAUCCGCACAUUAUUGGAAGAAAAGCGGCGAUGAAGCUCUCGCGAAUGGAAUCAAGGGCGUCAUCAUGAUGGUUCGUAGGACGAACCAUCUCACAAUGACCCAUCUCUGACACUCGCACAGGGAGCCCAUUGGGAUGCCACGGGCGAUGUGAUUGAAGUAUGCAUGAACCCAUCACCAGGCAAAUCUCCCGUGGCCUACGUCCAUCCAUCCAAAUACGUCGACUACAAACUCGAACCCGACCUUGCCACGGGAGAACGCUGCAUGAAGAUGCUCCAAGCAGAAGGCUUCAACGUCCGGCCCAACCCCAGUUUCGAGUGGAUUCAUGAUACAUAUCUCAUCCUGAUCCGGAUGUUCCCCGACAAGUGUCCGCCCACCACCAUCCUCUCCUUGAAUGCGCGCUUCGAUCCACACUUCCAUAUGCGUGUCGGUAGCACUCUUCGCUCCCUCCGUAAGGAAAACUAUCUCCUCAUCGGCACGGGCGGAGCGGUGCACAAUCUCUUCCGCAAUAAUUGGACUCCCAUGCUGAAAUAUCGCGACAAUUUCGCACAGGAGAAACCACCCGAGACAUGGGCGUUGGAGUUCCGACAGAGCGUGGAAGACGUGCUUUCGAAGAAUCGAGGUCCGGCUUUGAGAAGAGGUGUUACGAGGCUGAUGAAGCAUCCGCAGUAUCGGGAUGCGCAUGCUACGGAUGAUCAUUUUAUGGCUGCCUGUUUUGUCUCGGGGGCGGCGGGAGACUGGGAGGAUGAAGAGGAGGAGAGGGGGAGGUUGGAGGCUGAGACGUGGGAGUUGACGAACAUGUGUAAUAGUCAGUUUACUGUUGGGAGUUGGAAGGGAGGACCGGCCGUUGCUGCUCAUUGA
Messenger RNA from Lecanosticta acicola, 978 nucleotides. NCBI's taxonomy places the organism in Eukaryota, Fungi, Ascomycota, Dothideomycetes, Mycosphaerellales, Mycosphaerellaceae. The record is from the annotation of a GenBank genome assembly.